Messenger RNA from Danio aesculapii, 6298 nucleotides. RefSeq names its product TEA domain family member 1a (gene tead1a). Lineage: Eukaryota; Metazoa; Chordata; Actinopteri; Cypriniformes; Danionidae. Gene Ontology annotation, molecular function: RNA polymerase II cis-regulatory region sequence-specific DNA binding; DNA-binding transcription factor activity, RNA polymerase II-specific. Gene Ontology annotation, cellular component: transcription regulator complex. The coding region runs from base 48 to 1316 and encodes 422 amino acids. Gene Ontology annotation, biological process: embryonic organ development; hippo signaling; regulation of transcription by RNA polymerase II. The transcript is spliced from 11 exons. The record is from RefSeq and is a predicted model, not a curated record.
GUGCCUUGAGUUCUCCAGGCUCAGGCUCUGAGAUCGCAGCCAUUGCCAUGGAUCCCAGCAGCUGGAGCGGCAGUGAAAGUGCCGGGGAGGACAUCGAGAGGAUGAGUGACUCGGCUGAUAAGCCCAUGGACAAUGACGCGGAGGGCGUGUGGAGCCCUGACAUUGAGCAGAGCUUUCAGGAGGCUCUGGCCAUCUACCCUCCCUGUGGCCGGCGGAAAAUCAUCCUGUCUGAUGAGGGCAAAAUGUAUGGUCGCAACGAACUCAUCGCCAGAUACAUCAAACUGCGAACGGGCAAGACACGGACGAGAAAGCAGGUCUCCAGUCAUAUCCAAGUUCUUGCCCGGCGGAAAUCCAGAGAAUUUCACUCCAAGCUGAAGGAUCAUACGGUGAAGAACGAUGCCAUCAACAGAAUGGGAGGCAUUUCUGCUGCGCAGAUUGUCUCCGCCACGGCCAUCCACAGCCGGCUGGGGCUCGCAGGACUGCCACGACCUGCUUUACCUGGAGCCACGGGGAUUUGGCAGGUAUCAACAGGACAGCCUGGUUCUUCACAAGACGUCAAGCCGUUUUCACAGCAGAAUUACCCCAUCCAGACCACCACUGCCAUCGCAGCUUAUGAGUCUCCUACAGCUCUGUCUGCUGCUGUACCGCCGUGGCAUGGUCGAUCCAUCGGCACCUCCAAACUCAGACUAGUGGAGUUUUCAGCCUUUCUGGAGCAUCAGCGGGACCCUGAUUCAUACAACAAGCAUCUGUUUGUGCACAUCGGCCAGACGAACUACUCGUACAGCGACGCGCUGCUGGAGACGGUGGAUAUUCGUCAAAUCUACGACAAAUUCCCAGAGAAGAAGGGAGGAUUAAAGGAGCUGUUUGGAAAGGGACCACAGAACGCCUUCUUCCUCGUCAAGUUCUGGGCUGAUCUAAACUGUAACAUCCAGGAGGAUUCCGGCUCUUUCUACGGCGUGACCAGUCAGUACGAGAGCUCAGAGAACAUGACCAUCACCUGCUCCACAAAGGUCUGCUCCUUCGGCAAACAAGUGGUGGAAAAGGUGGAGACUGAAUACGCUCGCUUUGAAAACGGUCGUUUCGUCUACAAGAUCAGCCGAUCACCCAUGUGUGAAUACAUGAUCAACUUCAUCCACAAGCUCAAACACCUGCCAGAGAAAUACAUGAUGAACAGCGUCCUCGAAAACUUCACUAUACUACUGGUGGUGUCCAACAGGGAAACUCAAGAGACUCUGCUCUGCAUGGCGUGUGUUUUCGAAGUGUCCAACAGUGAACACGGCGCUCAGCAUCACAUCUACAGACUGGUCAAAGAUUGAGGUGUGCUCGAUAACAUUAAAAACACUGUGGCGUUCAGCUGACGGACUGACUUAAGCCUCACAAAACCUCAUGCCUCUGUCAGUCCUUCCCAUAAGGCUUUGCUUGGGUGAAUAAUGACAUCAUCGUUCGUUUCUAUCUCUCGUGUUUCUGUGUUUUUUCUUUAACCUGUCGUGUGGGUGAAGCGGUACAGUUUGUUCAGACGUCGGUUGAUGUUUUAAACCACAUUAGCGUGUUUUGCUUGUUCUAUAGAGUCGUAUUGUUUCUGUUCCACCGCUGAUCUACAUUUCAAAGACUUGGCCCCUGGUAGUUUUUGUGGGAUUUAUUUUGAAUGGACGAGCACAGAAAGGUACUGUAUUAUUUAUGUGGAACUACCUGCCUUACAGAACGCACAUGAGCUGUGAGCCACCGUUACAGAUGCUACAACACUAACAAACCUUUCCUUUACACAAUCGCUUUAGUUUGUGGAUUUCCUUUUGCCUUUAAAGCUGAUGUAACCUUUUUUUUCAUUAUUUAAAAAUACUUUUCUGAGCCAGCUUAUUAUGCACAGAAAGACAAGUACAUUAGUUCAUUAAAAACCCCGUCCUGUUGUCUAGAAGACCAUUUCCUCCACAGAACAAGAACUGAAAUACUAGUUGCAAAUAUAAGACGUAUUGAUCAAAUAUUCUUGGCCAGUUCUGACUUUUUUUUUUGUCCUCAAAAUAAGGAAGUUAAUGAUUAUCAGGUUAUAAAUAUGAGAAGUUAUAAGUUACACAUGUGAGAGAUGAACUUGCAGUUUAUAUAUCAGAAACAAAAGGCCAAAUUCCACACAACAGUUGCAUGUGUCAAAGUACAUAUUUCAGUUACUGAGAUGUAUUGGCUGCAUUUCAAAUUCUCAGUUUUGUGAGAUGGAUCUCAGUUUUGCUUUAUAAACUGUGCUAAUAGGUCACUGAUAAGACUGAUUUAUACUUCUGCGUCGAGUGAUCGGCGUAACCUAUGGCACAUGCCUUAUGCGUAGUCGUGCAUUUAUACUUCAGCCUUCUGUUUGUGUUGCUCUGCAUUAGCACUUCUGUAACUCUAGCUGGCAGUAGGUUGUGUCGAGUUUCUUCGCUGGUGUUUUGUUUAGGCUGAAUGCUACCUAAUAUACACGUAUCGCAAACUUGCUCAUUCAGAGGUGCGAACCGGCAGGCGUGCAACAACUUUACUCAUAAGGUAAACACAAAACAAAUGUUUCCAUCUAGAGCUACUUCAUUGGACUUGACACUUGUAAACACUCGCUCCUACGAGUUUGCAAGGCUCUUAAGCUGCGGUCACACUGGGCUUUUCCUCCCAUAGACUUCCAUUAAUUUGCACGUGAAUGCGUCAAACCGGAAACGCAAGGUCAUGCGUCCAGUUUCGCAUGUUGCUGCGAUGUAAAGUUCAAGCUUGGUGAACUCUGAACUGCGAAAUCGCAUCACUUGACUGCGUGAGACCAAUCAAGGAUCAAAACACGACCUGUCUGAACAGAAAUUUAAAACAUGGAGCAAUCGCUUGCUUUUUUAAAUGUCUAAUUAUCUUGUUUAAUCCCGCCCCUAUUCGCAGCGCCGUACGACUGAAUUUCGCACACACAAAGCACAGUGUGACCGCAGCUUUAGUCCUGCCUACACUGGUUACAGCUACCAAGCCGACCAAUCACAGAGCUUGCGAUAUGCGUCAUUGUGAUGUGUAGUUACUUUUUUUGAAACGUGCAUCAGCCAUGGUGAAGGGUUUGUAACUGCACAAAAGGUUGCACUGGAGCAUACACAUGCGCUUGACAGAAGUAUAAAUCAGCCUUUAGAAUGAUACAGAUUUUUGCCAAUUGUUAUGAUAUAAAUUUGCAUCUGUAAAAAGAAGAGUCCAAAUUAUAAGAUACGAGUUGCAUUUUUGUCACAUACUGAUAUAACAAAUGCAAUUCUGACUUUUUUCCUCUCAACAUUGCAACUCUGAAACUGCAAGUUUAAAUGUAGAAUUCUGAAAUCUGAAAGUGCAAUUUUAAGAAAAAUUUGAGAUAGUCGCAUUUAUAAGUCAGAACAUAAGUUGCUUGAGUCGAAAAACUAAAUUCAGCAGGAAAAAUAAGCACUGAACAUGUCAACUAUUUUUUCUCAGAAAACCUAUAUCUAAAGGUGUCGUUGACCUGAAAUUUUCACCCUAUCUUGGUAACAACCAAAGAAAUCCAUAUAUGCACAGAAAACAAAUCUAAUUAGUUUACAAAUGAGGUGAUGUGUAAUAAAAUGAAAUGACACAAGGAAAAGUAUUGAACACAUGAAGAAAGGGAGGUGUGGAAAUACAGUGAAUGCCCAGACAGCAGCUGAAAUUUCUCAGUAGUUCUUCACCAACCCGCUUCGUCAUUGUAAAUUAAUAUCAGCUGCUUUAGUCCAACAUUUAGGCUGGACAUUUCAGCUAGACAAUGAUCCAAAACACAGCCAAGGAAACUCUCAAAUGCUUUCAGAGAAAGAAAAUAAAGCUGUAGAAUGGCCCAGCUAAUCACCUGACUUGAAUCCAAUAAAAAAAAAAAAUAAAGAUCAGAUUUGAUAGACGAGACCCACAGAACCAUCAGGAUUUUUACACACUGUUGAAGUCUGUGAAAAAACUCACACUGUAGUAAUUCAUCUGACUUCAUUCUCCAUAUGAGAGGUGUCUUUAAGCUGCCAUCACCAAAAAAAAACUUUUAUAUAAAGUAUUAAAUACAUUUCAGUAGUUCAGUUCAGUUCUUUCUUCGUGUCAUUUCAUUGUUAUUAAACACAACUCAUUUUUCAGAUUUGUUUUUGUUUUGUUUUAAUGUUUGUAUUGUUUGGAUGCCACCAAAAUCUGCUUCAUUUCCAUGUCAACAGCUCCUUUAGAAAUAUUAUUCCCAGGAAAAAACAUGACGUGUUCAAUACUUAUUUUCCCCUCUGUACACCGGACUAUUAUGAAUUGCAUACUCGCAUACUGAUAUAUAAUAGUGAAAACAUCACCAUUCUAACAUUUUUACUCAGAAUUUCAGGAGCUAAACUUGCUGAAACAAUUUUUUUUUUUUGUUUAAUCUUGCAUUUGGGAGGGGGAAAAAGUCAAUUGUUAGAUUGAAUAGUUGCAAUUCCUUUUUUAAAAAUUCUGUGGUGGAAUGAAGCUUCAAUACUGUCAUGCUGUGAAAAUGUAUUAAUUUCUACACAACACAAUCUCAACCAGUGGCGUGUUUCAAGGUUGGGCAAUUAUUUCAUCCCGGGCAAAUCCAUUAGGUGGCGCCACUGCUGCUACAUGACUUACUUCAGCUUUAAUAACCGGUGUUUCCCCAGCAGGCUACACGAGAAAGGGAAUUUACAUAGCAAAAUCACCAAAGCAUACCGUGCCUUAGUGUUCAUAAUCGCAGACGUUGUAUAAUAGUGAGAAAACAUGAACAACCUCACAAAGUUUGUAUAUUGUCCAAAAAAAAGACCAUAUUUUUUGUGGUGCCAGCGUAAAGUCUGUUCACAACGAGGAGGAUAACUAAAUGGACAAUAAAGACUCGUAAAGAAUGUUACAAAUUUUAAAGUACGGAAUAUUGCGAUUAAUAAAACAUUGAUACACACAGCCAAGAAUACUCUCAAAAGCUUUCAGAGAAAGAAAAUAAUGCUAUAGAAUGGCCUAGCCAAUCACCUGAUGUAUAUCCAAUAUAAUACAAAUAAAAGAUCAGAUUUGAUCGACGAGAUCCACAGAACCAUCAAGAUUUUAACACUGAUGAACGUUACUUAUUUUAAAGUACGGAAUAUUGUGAUUAAUAAAACAUUGAUAGAAAAAAAUAGGAAGCUGCCAAUCAAACUAACGGCCAAUCAGAAUCCAUCCUGCUUUUAAAGGGACAGGAGCAAAAACUUUUUUUGCUAACGUUAUAGUUAUCAUUCAUAAUGUGAACAGACCUUAAAGGAAUAGUUCAUGCAAAAUUGACAAUUCUGUCAUCAUUUACUCAUUUUCUACUUCUGUUUUAUUUUCUGUUAAAACAGAUUAAAUAAGAUAUAAUGACCUUUAUUGACUUCCAUUGCAUUUGUUUUCCUACUACUAAAGUCAACGACUUCUAGUUUCCAACAAUCAUAAAAUUUUAUGUGUUCAAAGUCAAAUAAAUAAACCGUGAGUAACAAUGAGUAACUUUUCACUUUUGUGUGAACUACCCCUUUAUCCCGAAGUAGGUCACGUUUCAAUCUUGUACACCAAAUAAACCAGCCUGAUCUCACGAGGAAAUGUAACUAUUUUACGUUUUGUUAGUUUAGUCGCGAAUUCAUACAAAUUCGUAAGAGUUCAGUUGUACAAAAGUGUACGAUUUUAAAAAGAUGCCAUCAUUAGGGGAGGAGCGAAUCGUACUAAAUUGUACGAUCACACGAAUUCAUACGAAUUAGCUUCUAAAUUAAAAAGUUACGAAUUGCCGUGAAAUCAUGUUGAAAUAAACACAUUCAAUCACUUCAAUUCAUGCCAAGUGAAAUCUACAGGUGUUGAAAGUGCCUUUUGUGUGUUCUUUUCCAGCUCAGAAAUAUUUUGACGCCAAAAAAAAAAAAAAGAAAAUGCGAGUCAGAUUUGGAUUCUAUCACCGUAAUGCCUUUGACAUAGUCAAAAAAAAAAUCAUGAGAUCUGAAACUGAUAGCUCAUAAGUGGCUGUUUGCUUUUUGUUUGUCAGUGCAUUAAUGGUGUUGUGUAUGUGUAUAUAAGGGAAGGGUGAUAUAUGAUUUAAUGACAUCAGUGCUAACAGAUUCCUCAUUUCUCUGGGUGAAAUAAAUCGGACUGUGGAUCUCGGUCUUAUUCACCACACAAGAAUGUGUUUUUGUUGCUUUGUUUUUGUCAGCCAUGUCUCUGUUAGUAAAGUGAGCAUUGAAACCGAACACUAAUGUCUGUGACGGCUGUUUUCCCGGAGAGCACUGAAGAGUUUUGGCUAGCUGUUUUUAAUAGAUGGACUCAUGUCGAAUAAUUGUUUUCAAUUGUGUAUAUUUUCAUUAAGGGGGGGCGAGGGAUACAAAAAAGAAAAUGAAAAUAAACUUUUAGUGUUUGU